GGCGUCCAGAAACUCCCAUCAGCUGUUGCGCACAUUCCGGUAAAGGCGCAUAAUCCAGAAGCAGCGCCUUGGGGAAGCCCACUAUAUAAAAGCCGGCAAACUGCAGCUGCUGUUUUCAGAAAACGUUUAGAAUACAAAAGAAAAGCAUCACUGGACUUAAAGAAACACGUGAUUGUAUGUAAAUAAACCGUUAGAACAGGAGAGUCAAUGUUUAUACUGAUAAUUUACAUAAAAUCAAGGUGGUAGUCAACAUUUUGUGCUCUCAACUGAAAACCUUAUUUGAUAUAAAAUCUCGUCAAGGCUGUGGUAGAAUCGUAAAAGUAGCCUACGUUUGCCCUUGGUUGUUCUGGUGAAUUACACAAUGGCGGACGGAGAAUUCUACCCCUUGGGCAACAGGCAGAGGACCUCGAGGGACCCGUUCAGAGACCCGUCACUUGCUUCUCGGUUCAUGGAAGACGACUUUGGGAUGCCACCUUUUUCCGAAGAGCUGUCAAUGGACUGGCCAGGUUGGGCUCGACCCAGACUAAGCACCCGACUGGGCUCUCCCUGGUCCGGCUCCUUGCGGACGGGGUUCCCCCGCACGUCCAGGAGUGGUAGCCCCGGUCCUUCGUUUAGCUCGAUCUACAACGAGCCCCGUAGUUCACCAGUCUGUGUCCCAGGAGAGCCGUGGAAAGUUUGUGUGAAUGUACACAGCUUUAAACCAGAAGAGCUUAACAUUAAAACAAAAGACGGAUUUGUAGAAGUGUCAGGGAAACAUGAGGAAAAACAAGAAGAGGGAAGCAUCGUAACCAAAAACUUCACCAAGAAAAUCCAGAUACCAGCAGACGUGGACCCCAUCUCAGUCUUUGCCUCCUUAUCGCCUGAGGGGGUCCUGAUAAUUGAGGCACACCAGACCCCCCCUUAUUUCCUUUUCAGCAGCGAAUCCCCCAAAGAGCAGGAAGGGCCGCAGCUGAAGCCUCAGGAAUCCCCCAUUGCUUAGAAGCUUUGAGCCUUGCUGGGACACAGGCACACAACACCCCAAAUCGUCUGUGACAUCUAAAGAACGCCCGCCCUGAUUAGAUGAGUACAUGUCCUUUUACAUGGCUCUCAUCUCCUUUGUAAAAGUCCAUUCGGGGACCCCCCCUCAGCCUGGACGAAUGAGGACUUGAGAAACUAGAGAAAGUCAAUCAAAUUUCAGAACCAGAUGGCGGCCUGCCCCAACGGAGCCUUGCUUCCUGGUGGUCAAGACAGAAGAUGUCAAAGACGAAGAAAGUUUGCAGGGAGCAGCCCACCUGGAUAAUCCCAUGAUGUUAAGGGCAGGCCCUAUCGGCCACGCACAAAUAAAUUAGAAAUCUGCUUUUCAGUGUGACGCUGUCCUCUGUAUAAUCACGACCUUCUUCAACAGGUCGCAUGACCCAGAGCUGCCCAUAGGGCCGCUUAAUAGGGUGUUUUCAUUUGCCACCAAGAGUGCCUUAUUAAAUAUGAUGUUUUACUGCCAAAGUUCGCCUGUGUACACUUGUUCAAAGGAAGCAAGCUGAUCAAAUCGAUGUGUAAGUGUACUAACCUCGUCCACUGAUUGGGCUUCUCCAUCACUGAUUUUGAUGGAGAAAUUUUGUGAGAACUAGUAACUACUUUGACAGCGUUUGACAUGAGUGCAACUAUGUUUUUUUGUUUUUUUUUCAAGUGUAAAUAUGUUGUCUUGAGCAAAUCCAAUACAUCAAGUCCAUUCAGUGACAUUAUAGAGGUCUUACAAAAUGGUAUUCUUUGCCUUUUUUUACUGUACAUGUGAUAAUGCUUGUUGUGCAAAAUGAAUACAUUUUUGGCAGGGCUCCAGCAGAUGUCUUUGUGAUGUUUAUGAAAUAAUAAACCCUCCUGAUGCUACUCUG
Messenger RNA from Conger conger (European conger), 1865 nucleotides. RefSeq names its product heat shock protein b8 (gene hspb8). Bases 362 to 979 code for a protein of 205 amino acids. Gene Ontology annotation, molecular function: protein homodimerization activity. The record is from RefSeq and is a predicted model, not a curated record. Gene Ontology annotation, cellular component: nucleus; protein folding chaperone complex; cytoplasm. Lineage: Eukaryota; Metazoa; Chordata; Actinopteri; Anguilliformes; Congridae. Gene Ontology annotation, biological process: cellular response to unfolded protein. The transcript is spliced from 3 exons.